ACGGGCUGUCUCUCACACAGGGUUUGGUGUAUGACAGUGAUGGUCCUGAUGCAAAUCUUCUUGGUAUCCAAUGGGGCCCUGAGUUUGGGGCUCGAUGAGGGGGCCUCUCUGCAGUCAGGUGCCAUGGAGCUCCCCUGGCAGGAUGAGCUGUGCUGUGACUCACCCUCAGCCCACCUCACUGCGGAGGGAGACAGCACACACACACCGGAGACAAACCGCUCUGAUUCAAACCCCCUGCACCAUCCCCUCUGCAGCUUCAGGAGCUCCACAACCAGAUCACACCCUCCUGAUCCCUCUGGAGGCACCUGUUUGGACAUUCUGUGCAAAAUUGAUGAAAACUGGGAAAAUCUAAUAUGUGAACUUCAAUCACACGGCCCACCAUCAACCACAAAGGCUGCUGGUGUCAAGGCAAUUAGCUUACAGAGUGUGUCGUCGAAGAAAGAGGAGAAUGAUGGGAAUACACCGUAUGAUAAUCCUGUGAUCUGCAAGGUGGAGGUUUUAUUUAUGUGCUCGGUUGUUCUUGACGCUACGACAAGCUUUGUCACUGUGGUAACUGUCAGCCUUACCGACGCCAUCCCUCCCUCAGUUCUUCUCAGAAUUCCUUCCCGACCUGUGAAACCGAGUCCUCCAGUCAACCUGUCACACAUCCAGACCAUUAAGGCAGAACUGAUACUGCAGUGGGACGACCCCCCCCACUCUGAUACCGGUCGGCUGAGAUACGAAGUCCGGCACUCUCCUAACACCACUCACCCAGCCUGGCAGGUGGUGUCUGUAUCAGAAGAGCCCAGGCUGUCUCUGGAGCUGAAGCCCGAACUGAACUACACCAUCCAGGUCCGCUCCUCCGGCCUGGACAAGCCUCCAUUGUGGAGCGAGUGGAGUGAACGUCACCACAUCUACCUGUACUCGGUGAGCUACAUCCCUCAGACAGUUGUAGCACAGUCUGGGGAAAAUGUCACGAUGUAUUGUGUCUUCAACGACCGCAGCAUCAAUGCCAGCACGGCCACAUGGAUGCUCAACUUGAACCCCAAUCAGACGCUUAAUCGUAGUCUGUACCAUCCGCUCAACCAAUGGGUGAGCAAAAUCACAUUUCGUCCUUCAGAGACUCAGAUGUAUGCAGUGCUGCAGUGCAAGACUAAGAACUGGACCCAGGCACAAAGCCGGAUCUAUGUAGAAGGAGCAUACAUCAAAAUAAACUGUGAAACCAGUGGUGAUAUCGAUGCUAUGGAAUGUAGCUGGACGAACACGCUGUACACUAACCCUAAAAUCAGAUACAGGUGGGCUGACCUGCCGUGCGAUGUGAUGGAGAAGAGGGAACAAAGGGGGGAGGAAGUGGGGCAGACGGGGCCUCCUUGGCCUUCCUGCUUGCCGUUUCUUCGAACCAUGAAGACAAAGUGCACCUUCCAGCCUCUGAGGAUGAACUGCUACAAGCUAUGGCUGGAGGUGCCCUCACUGCUAGGGCCCAUCAGAUCUAAACCCAUCUACCUCACACCCACAGAUCAUGUGAAACCCCACACCCCCACUAAUGUGAAGGCAGUGACCCGGAGCAGUGGGGUCCUAAACGUCACAUGGGAGCCUCCCUCUCUGCCCUCCGAUGGGCUCCAGUGUCAGUUUCGGUACCAGUCGCCCUCCGCUGUCAGAGCACAGCCAGAGUGGAAGGUCCAGAGUCCAGUGCGGGAGAGGGGGGCGGAGGCUGUAGUGUCGGACAUGUGCCGGGUGUACGUGGUGCAAGCACGCUGCAUGCACACCAAAGGCACCGGCUACUGGAGCGAGUGGAGCGAUUCAGUCUACUCCACUCCCCAGAACAGCAGAGCUCCUGAGCGUGGCCCUGAUUUCUGGAGAAUCCUUCAAGAUGAUCCACACAGAAACCAGACUAAUGUUACUCUACUAUUGGAACCUCUCCAAAUAUCCGUGCGCUCUUACUGUGUGGAUGGAUUUAUAGUGCAGUACCAGCCGUUGAGUGGCUCUGUGAGGAGGGAGCAGAUGGAGCUGGCCUCCUCCUACAGCUUCCAGUGGAACCAGGUUCCCCAAACUGUGACCGUGGAGGCCUACAACAAUCUGGGGAGCUCCGCUAACAACAUCAACAUGACACUGGAGAAACAGCCCAAACGCCGCUGUGUGCACUCGUUCAGUGUGUUGGUCAUCAACAGCACCUGUGUGUCUCUGUCCUGGAGCCUGUUGGACCCUCCCUCAGUGCCUCUGUACAUGGUAGUGCAGUGGUCUCCACAGAGGCAGCAGGGCUAUGACCCUCACAAAGGCCGGAGCAGUGACACUUGGGCCAGACUGCCCUACACCAAGCGUCCCAUCUACCUGAGAGGUGAUUUUUUAGGCUCAGAGGACUCUGGCUUCCAAUUGUACCCUGUGUUUGCUGAUGGAGAAGGCGAGCCAAUGUACGCUAAAGUUGCAGCCACCAGAGAAGACCCUGCUGCCUACAUGAUGCUCAUGAUCAUCGCCUUCCUCUCCAUCGUCCUGUUAGUCACCCUCAUCCUCUCCCAGAACCAGAUGAAGAAGAUUGUCUGGAAGAAAGUGCCCAACCCAAACCAGUGCUCCUGGGCCAAAGGACUAGACUUCAAAAAGGGUGCCACCUUUGACCUCCUGUUCAGACAUUCAGAGGGUCUGUCAACCUGGCCGCUGCCCCUGCCCUCUGAGAACAUUUCUAAAGCUUCCAUAUUGGACAAAACAGAUCUCUCGGCUAUGAAUAAAGCUUUAGUCCAAGCCCCAUGUGUGUCCCUAACUCCAGCCCCUGCAUUUUCCAUGUCCCUUACUCCGGGGUUUGACACUGAGGCUGACCCGGCUGAACCCAGCGAGAGUGAGGGGCUCCUAAGUGGAACGUCCUUAGCCCUAAAUGUGAAUACCAUUUCCCGGUCAAGAAUAGAUGAGUUACUACUACUAGACCAGACCUCAGGCAGCAAUGACAGCUCUACUCACUCUUUGGUCACCUACGCCACGGUGCUGCUCUCUGGUCUGAAACAGGAGCAGCAGCCCUCUCACCUCCACUACAAGGACGGUAGCGGCAACAGCUCAAGCGACGAAGGCAACUUCUCUACCAACAACUCAGACAUUUCUGGACCUUUCGUUGGUGGCUUGUGGGAGCUGGACAGCUGCCGAGGUGGAGAGAUGGACGACCUGCGGCUCUCCUGCUUAUACAACUCUGUGGAGGAGCUUUCUGAAACAUCAGAUCAAGAACACAAAGGAGAGGAGGAGGUGAGAGGAAUUAAAGACUUAUUUUAUCUGGGAAUGGACUUUCCAGCGGCGGAUGAGAAGAGUGAGAAAGAUGAGCAGACAGGAGAAGAGACAAAUAUUGAGCUGCUUAAAAAUGUAGUUUUGAACAGAGAUGAGCGUGCUGUGGAGUUGCACCCUUUGCUCGGGCCUGAGGACUCGAGAGAGCUGCAGUCAGCGUCAGCGUCAGCGUCAGCGUCAGCGUCAGCGUCAGCGCGUGGCUUUUCUCAGCUGUACCAGCCUCAGUUCAGGACUGCUGCGUGCAUGAGGCAACUCGCUGCUCACCCACAAGACGGCACUCCAGCCGUGACACUCACAAAGACGACAUUUGCAUAAUUUAAUCAAUUUCGUUGCGGAUUGCUUCAUUCCGCUUUCACCAAAGCGGAUUAGCACGUUCCUUCAGACAAUGUGAGGUAUGGAGCUAAGGAAUGUAUAAGAAUAACUUGUCUGAGUAGUGAUUGCAAAUUGAUAAGAAUCAAUGCUGCUAUUGUUUUCUGCGUGAAAAGAUACUAAGAGGGCACAAGCCUUAUAAAGGCAUUUCUUUCUUUCUUUAUGGGUUUUUAAACCCAGAUUUUACUGUGUCACACUGCUCCUCGCAAUCAGUUACUUUUAAGCUAUUACAGAGAGCAGCACAUGCAGUACAGUGGUCAACAAUGGAGUAAUUAAAGUGUGUGUGUGUGUGUGUGUGUGUGUGUGUGUGUGUGUGUGUGUGUGUGUGUGUGUGUGUGUGUGUGUGUGUGUGUGUGUGUGUGUGUGUGGUGUG
Messenger RNA from Gymnodraco acuticeps, 3979 nucleotides. It is a transcript of the gene lepr, whose product is annotated as leptin receptor. Gene Ontology annotation, biological process: immunoglobulin mediated immune response; cytokine-mediated signaling pathway. NCBI's taxonomy places the organism in Eukaryota, Metazoa, Chordata, Actinopteri, Perciformes, Bathydraconidae. The record is from RefSeq and is a predicted model, not a curated record. Gene Ontology annotation, molecular function: protein binding; cytokine receptor activity. Gene Ontology annotation, cellular component: external side of plasma membrane.